AUGUCCGUUUCGAACGAAGUUUAUGCGGAGGGUCGUCGUAGUGUGCGUGAGAGCAUGCUCCACUAUGUCGCUCAGCGAAUGACUGUUGCGAGAACAACCGCGAUAAGUGAGCGGGGGCGCUUUUGGAUUCUUGUUCUCGGCGUCUAUUCGUGCAUUUGUGCUUCGACCGGUUUUGUCUAUAACCUUUUUUCGGGAGAUCUCCAAAAGAAGUACAACUUCAGUCAGAGUGAUAUGACCACCAUUACAACUGUAUCGGGAAUUCUAAGUAUUGUGGCGUUCCCGCUGGCGAUUGUUUAUGACCACUACGGUCCUCGGCCUUUAUUUAUUGUCGGGACUAUAGCAUUUCCUCUUGGCUCUGUACUCUUUGCAAUGGCAUUAAAAGACAUGUUCCAAGGUUCAGUCACUCUUUUUAUUCUAUUUAGCACUUUGCAGGGUGUUGGAAACAGCAUGUUCGACAUUGCGGGACUUAUGACUGUUAUGAGCGUGUUUCCCAGUAGCCGUGGGGCUGUUAUUGUGGUGAUGAAGACCUUCAUCGGCCUUGGCUCAGCUGUUCUCGGUGCUAUUCAGAUGGGGUUUUAUGAAAAUAAUGUCAUAGGUUUCUUUAACUUCAUGGCCGCAUUUGUAUUCAUUGUGGGAAUUUUGAGUGCGAUCUUUAUCCGUCUACCGCCCUAUGAGCUCACCAGGCACGAUGAAUCACAUCUGAGCGAGGCGGAGAAACGGAAACGGAUUGCCACAAAGAGGGCUUAUUUUGAACAGGUGCCGCCAUUCAGACGUUUUGCCAUAGGAUAUAUUCUUGUAGGAAUUAUUUCCAUCUUUUUAACUGUGCAAAGCACUCUGGUUGCCUACGUGGACCUGAGCCACACUUAUAAGAUGGCCUUCGCAAUUAUCACCAUACUGUUUUUACUCAUGUAUACAGUUAUUGCCCUGCCUAUUCGUUGGUUGGAUGGUGGAAGCGAUGCGAUUAUAGAACGCAUUAGAAAUAGCGAGGCCACCUUUGAGAGCAGCGUGAUAUCACCACGGCAACAGACGACAUCUCAGGCGCUACAGCGUGCCAGUGCGAGGAUGAGUGCUAUCCUAGCCUCCACAAGGGGGAGUAUUCGCGAGGAGUCUGUAUUCAGAAUGCCAAUUAUGGACGAAUCGGAGCAUAUCGCACCACAGUAUCAGUCAACCUUUAUGGAAAGUUUGUUCACUCUCAAACUAUGGGCACUUUCUUAUUCCCUUUUUUGCAUCAUUGGAGCGCAAGGGGUCAUCAUUAUGAACGCGCGUUUUAUUUAUGCGUCUAUUUCAGGUAAACCCAUCCAUGAUGAGAUGGCCACACUCCUGACUGUCAUCAAUGGCACUGGGAGUGGUCUCGGACGGAUUCUUAUGGGUAUUUUUGAGGUGUGGACACAAAAGCGAAAGCCGGAGGAGCGCAUUCCCCUCACCAUCUCAUUACAUAUUCCAACCAUUGCCAUGCUACUUGCAUCUUCCUUGCUUCUUGUCGUAAGUGAGAAGUAUUUAUUGAUACCCUUUAUUUUGACAGCGCUUGGCAAUGGAUUUAUUGCAGCCAUUAAUGUGCUUGUGAUACGUACAAUUUAUGUAAAAGACAUAGCAAAUCAUUAUAACUUCACCUCUAUCGCGUCUCUCGCAGCUUCAAUUUUUAUAAACAAAAUGCUCUACGGCGACUGGUACACCAAGGAGGCAGAGAAGCAGGGAAGUACCAUUUGUUAUGGUCGUGAGUGUAUUUUUGUUCCCUUUCUUGUUAUGAGCCUCCUUGUGGCUUCUGGCAUUGCUUCCAACUACUAUGUUCACUACCAGUAUCAGUCAUACUGCAAUGCAGUUUUGGAGGAGCGCAAACAGUCACGGGACCCUAUCACUGAAACUGUCAUUGAUGAUAAUAUUGGCGAAUCCCAGCCCCUGUUGCAGGAUGCCCAACUAUGA
Messenger RNA from Phytomonas sp. EM1, 1920 nucleotides. Lineage: Eukaryota; Euglenozoa; Kinetoplastea; Trypanosomatida; Trypanosomatidae. The record is from the annotation of a GenBank genome assembly.